ACUUUACAAACCGUGACAAGCAAUCUUUCGUUUCGAACAUAACAGUUUAAGAACUGCGAUUAUUUUGGAACACUUGGAAACAGACCGUUAAAUUUUGAUAACGAUUUUGCAUAUAAAUCCUCGAAUUCUUUUUGGCUGAAGUUUUAUCUAAAAUUCAGCUGAAGAGAAGAUGAGGGUUGAAGUUUUGUUGUUUUUAGUUUUUGCUUGUUGUGUGAGGCCUUCGUCCUCGUGCUCCUGCAUCCCUACCCAUGUCCAGACGAGCAUCUGUCAGGCUAAUUAUGCUAUAAAGGCGACGAUUCUGUCCGUCCAGGAUAAUGGGGCUUUCACUUUAAGAUACAAUGUAACCGUCGAGAUGAGUUUCAAGACCGGACAGCCAGCUCCAAGUUCAGUCAUCUCGAUUUUUACGGCGAAUUACAGUUCCCUGUGUGGCGUCUUCUUUAGUGUGGGGGAAACAUAUCUCAUAGUGGGCAACAUUGUAUAUGGUGAAUAUUGGACCAACUUGUGUCUUUGGAGUAUUUUUUGGGGAGGUCUGUCGGACUUUCAAAUAUUUGCACUGACGAGAAGAAUCUAUGUGAAUAACUGUGAAUGCAGGAUUAAUCCGUGUUUUGGUUUGGAGUGCCAGAGCGAGCCAGACUGUAUCGUUCCUCCAGAACAAACCUUCUAUUACGAUAGUAACAAGGCCUGUACAAAACGAGGAGCCAAGUGUUCGUGGACCGACAACGGGCGCUGAGCGCCAUAUUGUCACGAUGUAAAUGGCGUAUAUAUACUGCCAACUCGUAGCAUUGAAAAUUUGCCAUUUUAUUUCCCUUUUUUCAUCCAAAAAGUACAAAAUUAUUUCAUAAUGAUUUCAAUUUUAUUACAUGUAUUUUUUUUUCAUUACUUGUUGUAAUUAUUUUAAGGAAUUUGAUAACUUGCCGUUUUAGCUAGAGAAGAUUGCAUCUAUUACAAAAUAAUCAUAAGACUUACUUUUUAUUAUUUAAUAUCAAAUUCAGUAUAGAAAGUACAAUUAUGGGAAAUCAUGAUCAUUUGUUAAUGUUUCUAUAACUUUUGAAACAGCACCAUAAUUAAUAAGUGUAGUUGGAAAUGAAUAUCAAUAUACAAUUCAAUUGUAAUUAAUAGAAUUUACAUUAUAUGUUGUAUGUGAAUUAGAAACAAAUAGUGUACAUAGAAAGCAUUGUGACAUAUAUAAUAAAUUGUGAUAAUAAUUGAUAUUUCAAGUCAAAUUGAAGAUGCAUCAUUUGACCUGUCUGCAUUUUGAUUAUUGCGAUGAAUUUUACCUCAAACACGUGCACAUGGAUUGUGUUAUACAACUAAGAAGAAAACCAUUGUUAUUGACUAGAACAUUACGCAUAAUUAAGUAUUGGUUUAAAGUUUUACGCUCCAAAAAUUGUCUUAUGAAAUCAAUUUAUGAUUAUGAUCUGAAAAACAUGUUAUCAAGCUGGAUUAUUUUUGUCAAGAACACCCUAAUGUCAAAUGGUUUCGGUGAUGUGUGGUAUUACCCUGAGUCAGUAAAUGAAAACAUGUUUUAUGUAUAUUUUGAGCAAAGAUUGUCAGAUUGUUUUUACCAAAAUUUAAGGGUAGAAAUUGAAAAUGCUCACCCUUUACGUCUAUAUAAAUAUCUAAACUUGCCUGUACACCAGGCAGAGUAUCUAAAUCACAUACUAUAUGAUAAACAUAGGAAAGCCUUAAGUAGACUUAGAUUGUCUUCACAUCGUCUACGAAUCGAAUCUGGUAGAUAUGAUAAAAAAUGUCCUAUUAAUGAAAGGAAAUGUAUAUAUUGUAAUUCAAACGAUGUCGAAGAUGAAUACCAUUUUGUUCUGGUGUGUGAUUUUUACACGGAGUUAAGGAAAUUAUAUAUUAAGAAAUUCUUCUAUGUACGACCAAGUAUGGCAAAAUUUAUUGAUUUACUCAAUUCUGAUUCUAUAUUUAUGUUAAAAAACUGGGUAAAUAUGUGUACGAAUCUUUUAAUAAGAGGGACAACUUUACCAUCAGACGUGAAUAAGCGUAAAUUAAGUUUAUAUAUAACUACUGCUUUGUUGGUCUUUUUGAUAUUUUUUCAUCCACUUUAUACCUUAUA
Magallana angulata is the source of this 2077-nucleotide messenger RNA. RefSeq names its product metalloproteinase inhibitor 3-like. The transcript has 5 exons. Gene Ontology annotation, biological process: negative regulation of endopeptidase activity; negative regulation of membrane protein ectodomain proteolysis. Gene Ontology annotation, cellular component: extracellular matrix. Bases 170 to 730 code for a protein of 186 amino acids. Gene Ontology annotation, molecular function: metalloendopeptidase inhibitor activity; protease binding. Lineage: Eukaryota; Metazoa; Mollusca; Bivalvia; Ostreida; Ostreidae. The record is from RefSeq and is a predicted model, not a curated record.